GAGCGAGAAUGCGAGAGAGCGAGAGUGAGAGAGAGAGAGGUAGAGGAGUGAAAGUGUCCUUGCAUUAAGCUGAGAGGGCAGAUGCAGGGACAGAGAGAGAGAAAGCGGGAGUGAGAGAGAGAGAGAAAGCUACAGAGCGGGAGUGAGAGAGAGAGAGAGAGAAAGCUACAGAGCAGGAGUGAGAGAGAGGCAGAGGACAGGAGCGAGGGUAACUGAAGGAGAGAGGGAUACAGAGAGACAGAGAAACAGAGGCAGAGGGAGAGAAAGCAGUGUUGCAGAUAUCAGGGACUUAACAGAGGAUUUUUAGGACAACAGUGCCGUAUUCUACCCCCCGCCCCGACCCCCCUCCUCCAACCCUCACCUCCUCUGGGCCCCUUCUUCCCUCUCUCCCCCCACACGCCCCACUCUCUCUCCUCUCCUCUCUCACUCCCUCCAUCCCCGGCGGAAUCGUCAUGGAUACCGGCAGCCCGCGGAAGAUCCAGUUCACCGUACCUCUGCUGGACUCCCACCUGGACCCCGAGGCGGCAGAACAGAUCAGAAGACGACGACCCACACCUGCCACUUUGGUAGCGUCCAGCGACCAGUCGUCUCCAGAAAUCGAUGAAGACCGACUGCCGAACCAGUUAUACAAGGCAGCACUGCUGAAUUCCCCCCGGCAACGGCGGAAGGGCGCUCGAGGCACGCCCACAAUGAAAGAGCUCCAGUUCCUGGUGGAGCACCACCUGUACAGGCAGCAGCAGGGCGGGGGGGACGAGUGCUCCUCGGAGAGCUGCCUGUCGGACCGGCCCAGCCCGGAUUCGGUCCCGGCUGGAGACGACCUCCCGGAGGACCCGGAGGGCUGGACCUCCGAAGCCCAGGCCACGGCUGAGGCCUUCGAGAAGCUCCGCUGCCAGAUGGAGGAGUUUUCCAGAGAGAGCUUAUUAGAGGCAACUGGCGGAACGGAAUGCCCCUCUCCGAAGGAGGAAGUGAGUGCCACCGCUGUUGCCGAGGCGAUGCCGACGCAACACACAGAAGCAGAUAAAGAAGACUCAGCAACAGUAUCCAGAGCAGCCCCCACUGAAAGCCCGUUGGCCGAGAAGAAGAACUGAGACCAACAGAGAGAGAAGAGAUAGUGACGGUGUCCACAGACCACCCUUUCUUUUACAUUCUCGGUUGAUGGCAGUGACGUUUCGUGGAUCAUAUAUGCUCUCAUUCCCCCACAUUCUCAAAACUUGGGCACUCCAUAUCUCUCUGACCCAAAGGCAUGCAUCCCAGGUCCUGGAGGCCUAGAGGUGUUCCUGGAUGUUGCAUCGCACAUGUAUCACCAUAGUUUGAUGGAUUUUUAACCCUUUAAAGAGUACUUUUUCUUAUGUUUCAAAUUCUGUUAGUCUUAUAGAACUCUACUUCUUUCAGUCACCAUUAGUGAUUGUUACAUCAGCAGUAGAAUGUCCAGUUAAGAACAAUCAUAUCUCACUCCUUAAAGAAUACCUAUGUAUUCAGAGUCGUGUGCAGCUCCAACACAAGGUCAUCUUUGUUUAUUAAGCCUAAUAAUUAAUACAUUUAUGCAGUUUUGGGUUUGGAUGGAGCAGAAGCUAGGACCUGCCUACCCCUGCUCUGUGGAGAGGGCCACUGGCACCUCAUUCAUCACUCAGUUAAUCUCCAGAUAAAACACAACCUUUCAUUUGAUUCCAGGAGUACAUUCUCACAUUAACUGUCAUUUUCCAACCUUGUACAGAAAUGCCAUUAAAGUGUAGCGUUGCAAGGUGAA
Molecule: messenger RNA, 1747 nt
Organism: Conger conger (European conger)
Lineage: Eukaryota; Metazoa; Chordata; Actinopteri; Anguilliformes; Congridae
Product: protein phosphatase 1 regulatory subunit 1A-like
Exons: 7
Coding region: 453-1088 (211 amino acids)
Biological process (GO): intracellular signal transduction
Cellular component (GO): cytoplasm
Molecular function (GO): protein phosphatase inhibitor activity
Source: RefSeq, a predicted model, not a curated record